Camelina sativa (false flax) is the source of this 899-nucleotide messenger RNA. RefSeq lists its product as uncharacterized. The record is from RefSeq and is a predicted model, not a curated record. NCBI's taxonomy places the organism in Eukaryota, Viridiplantae, Streptophyta, Magnoliopsida, Brassicales, Brassicaceae.
UUUUCCCACAGUCUCUCCCUCAAAGUAACAACUAAAAGCUAACCUUUCUUUAGUCAUUAAUUUUAAUCUCUGUUUCUCUCAAAAAUUAUGUACUAUUAUUCAUCUUGUGUAUAGAUAGCUUAAACAAUUCAAAGUUAAUGGCAAUUUCCACCGGCGCCGUAGAGUUUCUCCGCAGACGGCUCCUCCCAACGACGCUUAUCCACGUCACGGCUUUAGACGGGAUCGUUAACGUUAAUUCCCUCUUCUCGCUUGCUCUUUUCCUCGGUCUCACCACAAGUGGAAACAUCACUUUCCCUGUUUCAUCCUCCUCAGCGGCCGAGAGCCAACAUCUCCGCAGGUGUAUCGCCGCAAAAGGAAAUGCAUUAGCGGAGAGGUUAGUCUCAAGCCAUGUUUACUCCUUCAGCUUCUUCCUCUUUUCCAGCCUCAUCGCUAUGUCGCUCAAGCAAGCAAUCAGGACAACAACAACAACAGCAACAACAACACCAACAAGGAACGGGAACGUUGUGGUGGAGGAGGAUGAGACGCGUGUGUUAAAUGCCGGAGAAGGCCGUGUGAACCUGGCUGCUUUGAGGGUUGGGAUCGUUGCUUCGUGUGUUGCGUCGGUUUUGGGAUGUGGGUUCUUGACAAUGGCGUUAGUGGAUCUUGUUCAGAUUAAACUUGGACCUUUGGAGUGUAAGAGAAGCUUUCAUGCACUUGCGGCUAUUGUUCCUCUUGUUGUGCUUGUUCCUUCCGCACUUGUUAUCUAUGUGUUUCUUGUUCUCUACGCAUUUCUUUAUUAACCCUUUUUUGGGUGUGUACAUCAAUUGUUUUUAAUAGCUUUGAGUUUCAGAUUCGAUCAGUUCUGUAUCCAGGAUAGAAUCCUCUGUUAUUUUACUUAAGUUUCAGUAAUGUUUCUUGAA